Cryptomeria japonica (Japanese cedar) is the source of this 4155-nucleotide messenger RNA. RefSeq names its product ankyrin repeat-containing protein At5g02620. Lineage: Eukaryota; Viridiplantae; Streptophyta; Pinopsida; Cupressales; Cupressaceae. Bases 404 to 1819 code for a protein of 471 amino acids. The transcript is spliced from 6 exons. Gene Ontology annotation, molecular function: protein phosphatase regulator activity; protein phosphatase 1 binding. Gene Ontology annotation, cellular component: plasma membrane. The record is from RefSeq and is a predicted model, not a curated record.
CGUGCUAGACCAAGAUGAAUCCUAAAGUUCUCCUUGCUGCCAAAAACGGCGAUAAAAGUUUGAUUAGGAAUUUCUUUGACUCUGACCCUCGACAACUGAAGGAAGUUACUUUGAGGGAAAUACUGCCCUGCACAUCGCUGCGAGGGAAGGCCAUUCGGAGCUGGUUGAAUGGAUUCUUCAAAAUGUGAAAGGCCUCUCUGGAGCUCGCAAUUCUGAUCUCAAUACGCCGCUGCACGAAGCUGCUAAGCGGGGAAAUGCUGAGAUAAUUCGUACUCUUCUCCGCUACAACGUGUGGCCAGCCGCUAAACGCAAUCAGUUUGGAGAGUCGGCUCUGUUAAUAGCUUCAGAGAAAGGUCAUGUGGAAGCAGUGAGGGCUUUGGUGGAAGCCACACCAGUAUAUAUCAUGCUCUGGCCAAGGGAGGACCACCAAACCUGUCUUCACGUUGCUGCCUACGGAGGAAGUUUAGAGAUAGUAAAGUUGAUACUUGAGAGGCACAGUUUCUGCAACAUUUUGCGUCUCAUUAUGAUUAGUCAUGAUAUCCAUGGUGCCACUCCAUUGCAUUCUGCUGUUCACCGAGGGAAUUUAAAUAUUGUGAGUGAAAUUGUAAAAUCAAAAUUACCUUGGUGGUGUCGUAUGAAAUGGUUUCACAUCAGUUUAAUGACAAAGAAGGAUAAGUUUGGAAGAUGUGCAAUACAUUUAGCAGCGAUCCAGGGCAAUAAAAAGAUGAUGGAGGAAUUCUUGUCAAUAAUGCCAGAUUGUAUUGAAAUUCGCAGUAGAGACCAUAAAACUGCUCUACACUUUGCUGUAGAACACAACCAAUCUGAGAUAGUGAAAAUGCUUCUCAAAGAAAUGGUAAAACUAGAAGAAAUGGUAAAGCAUGAUGACCGAGACAUCUCUGGCAAUACAUUGUUACACUUGGCAACCAUCAAUGGAGUGGAUCCAGAGCUUGUUCGAUACAUUUUACCAUUUGUAAAUGUGGACGCCAUUAAUAAUGAAGGACUUCGUGCAAUUGACGUAGCUACUCCUGCUACAUAUAGAGAUGAAUCUAAGUUUACCGAGAUAAGAAGGAUUUUAGAAGACCAAGGAGAAUCUCGAAGUUCUGUGGGAAAUCCCAGAACACCUAAUUCAAUGGAUUUGAAACAAGGGAGCAACGUAAGUGAAAAAAUCAUGGAUGUGGACACCCUGGUGGCAUCACUCAUUGCCACCAUUACAUUUGCAGCUAUAUUUCAAAUACCAGGAGGAAUUGACGAUAAAGGUAGUGGAGCUGACGAUAAACAUAGUGCACCUGCCCCUGCACCUGGUGGAGAUGGAACUGGAGUUGCUCGGAUGGCAUUGGAAACUCUUUUUCAUGUGUUCUUGUUCUCUGAUAGCCUUGCCAUGUUUGCCUCCCUCACAGUUGUUAUUGCCUGGUUAUUCCGACAACGGUUACAAACAAAGAUUAAUGAAGAAGGUUCAGUAUUGGCCAAGCUAUCAGUUUUGAGCUUGGGUAUUUCCAUAGUCUCUACCGGACUUGCGUUCUUGACUGCAACCAUCCUGGUCACAGUACCUCGUCAUUUUAAAAACUUGAAAGAUCGUGAUGAAUAUAACUUGUUGUUAUGGGGUGACAUACUCACAGCUUUUGCUGCACCAGCAGUUUCUCUCAUUUUGCUGUCAAUUUUCUGGGCUAUUGAGUACAAUUUCAAUGCUACUGUGAAAAUCCGACGCCGACUUAGGAUACAGCUCAAAGAAGCUCUCAUCUAUAUAAUUCCACCUUUUGCUGUCGUAUUGGGAAUUACUUUUGGUUGUGUAUAUACCCAUUUUCCAGAAAGGACUAAAUAGUUGCCAAUAUAAUUCAGCUGUGAAAUUGGCCUUCCCACUUAAUGGCCUAUUGUAGAAGAUUUCAAAUGGUAGCCGCAUGCUAUUUGUCUUCGCCAGCUUCUUUGUAAUCUUAUUUACAUAGUAUGGUGUGUUAUUUAUCUUUUCUGCUUGUUACAUUUUCUUGUACCUAGUUUUGUUCAUGUUUAUAUUGUUGUAGCAACUUCUAUUGCUAUAGAUUGUAAGAGUCUCUCUAUUUACUAUCAUGACAGUCGCCUGUAAUAUUAUUUUUACAUUAAUAUAUUAUAUUUAUAGUUAAUUUUCAAAAAUAAAAUUGUUAAAAGGAAUGGUUCGGAUGAUUUCUUUAUAAUUUAGUUCAUUUUCUAUUUCAUAAUAUUAAAUAUAUAUUAAUACUAGUAUAAUUAUUUUAAAUAUAUUUAUUUAAGAGAUAUUUUGAAAUAUCUGUUUUAAGGUAUUUUUCUAUUUGAGAUAACAAAUUCUUUUACAAACAUCAAAAUUAAUAUGUUAAAUUAAUAUAUUCAAGAUCUUUUAGAUUGAUGCAAUUUACUCUUAGAAAAAGGGGACUGAAGAAUAGAGUAAAAAGAGCAGAGCCAAAAGAAUAAAAAUAGUUUAUAUUGAGGGGGAUUGCAGAUGUCUAUCAUUUGAUUCCUCACCCAAACCCAAUGUUUGAUCCCCUCAUGUCGAUCAUAAAGAGUAUGGAAACCAUCACUGAGGAGUACAAUGCCGGUCUUUUGUGGCAAGAUUCUAUGAGGGAACAAUAUGCGGAUGACUUGUUAUAUAAGGAGAUCAAGGAUCUCAAGAUAUUCAAAGUCGCUAUUGCCGCAUUGUUUGUGAAUCCCCACACUGGUCAACCCAUAGACCUCCAAAAACCAAAACUUUCUAUUAAAUCGUGCACAAAUGAUGGUAGUGUGAAAAACUUUUGGGAUCAUUUGUGGAUGGUUUUCGACAAACCACCCAACAACAAUCUUGAUGUCCCCUUCCACUUCAUCAAAAAAUUGUAUGCUGAGUUUGUUUUAGGAAAACAUGUGAACUACUUUGACAUCCAACCUUUCUAGGGUGUGGGUUUUGGUAUGCCCCAAAAUAGACCUGGGGCAGUCAAAGUAGUCUAGGGCCCAUAUGUCCCCCCUCCUCCUAUUGAUCCCCCACCUCCAUUGCAGUAUCCAGAUAUCAUUUGUGAGGCGGCAUCACGUACCAUAUCGGCUAUUCACUCUUUGAGUAGCCUUUUGGUUUCUAGGGUUGGGUCAAUAGCUCAGCCUACUUUUGAUGGUAGCGGUGCAUUUGAUGGAGUAGACACAUCCUCCUCAGCUCCACACAUUUGUGUUCCCCAUAGUUGUGUCAUGUGUGGACACAUAUGCUUGGGUCCAGUUGGACAACCUGGUGAUCCUCCUGUGCACAGUGCAGAUUAUGAGGUGCAUGAGAUGCACAAUGCACCAAAUGUUAUGACAUAGACUGGAGGAUACCUUGGGGACUCCUCACAUGCUAGAGGUAACCUGAGGCACCUUCAUCAUACAUUGAUGAUGUACUAGUAAGAUUUGUAUUUUCACAGUUCAUUUUAUAUUUUAAAUGAAUAUUUAUAAUCUAGAUAAUAUUAAGUACUAAUUUUUAUUUACAUGGUCUAUUUAGCAGUUGAUGACCGAGGAGGAGUUAACACAGAUCCAGGAGGACACCUUGAUGGCCAUUUCAUUUGGCCUUCAUAGCUUGAUGGUAUAUAUAUUAUUGCACCUAGUCGUUUGUAUUUUAUUGUACAUACAUGCUCAAAAUUUAUAUUGGUAUUAAUUAGAUUAUGUAGUAACUUACAUGUAUAUCUUAUUUUACUCUUGUAGGGAACAAGCAACAUGAGUGUGGGGCUGUGUGAUUUAGGAUCUGGUAGUGCAGUUGGAGACAAGGGAAAUGUAAUUGAAUAGAAUUCUUGGCUUCACAUCCUUGUUGACUACACCUAGUAUACCUAAAGAUGAUGAAGAAGAAGAGAUGCCUUGAGUACAUGUUGUGUAUGAAAAUAUUGAAAACAUACCUCCUCUACCAAAGACAUACAUCAAGAGUCCUGCAGAGCCAAAGAGAAAAUGUGGAGAUGCAAUAAACAAGAAUAGUUCAAUUAUAGUUCAUUUUUAUGUUAACUUUUCGAAUAUGAGUUAUAUAAUAUAACUAAUCUUAAUCAUGGUUUGUUUUUUCUUGUGCAAGAUCCUUCAGAGCCGAGCAAUGCGGCGGAGAGGAUCAAUUUUGAUGAUCCAUUAGCAGCUUAGGAAGUUAUAGAUAGCUUUUCAUAUGCUUACAUGUCUAGUUGGAAUGUAUAUUUUGUAUAUGGACAUACAUUGACGUAUAUAGACAUACAUUUUGUUUGA